Nerophis lumbriciformis (worm pipefish) is the source of this 3960-nucleotide messenger RNA. RefSeq names its product volume-regulated anion channel subunit LRRC8C. Lineage: Eukaryota; Metazoa; Chordata; Actinopteri; Syngnathiformes; Syngnathidae. Gene Ontology annotation, molecular function: protein binding. Gene Ontology annotation, cellular component: cytoplasm. The record is from RefSeq and is a predicted model, not a curated record.
CUGAAGUUUCUUUCCGGAUGUGCACUGCUUUUUGUUGACCGUGCUUGACACCGGUGCGCUGUUCUUUUUGAAGCAUGAAAACAGACUCUCAAGACCUACCUGACACGGCCGGCAGCAGCGUGGACCAGCAGCCAGGAUGAUCCCAGUGGGAGAAUUCCGGAACAUCGGCAUCGAGCAGAACUCCAAGUACCGGGUGCUCAAACCGUGGUGGGAUGUUUUCUCCGAGUACCUGUGCGUCGCCAUGCUCAUGAUUGGCGUCUUUGGGUGCACCUUGCAGCUCACCCAAGAUAAGAUCGCCUGCCUGCCAAGUCCCUUCACUAGUCCAACACCCAGUGCCAUCGACUGCAGCUACAUCCUGAACUACGCCGACAAUGAGACGUGGAUGAGUUUAAAACCUACCAAUCCUGUCAUACGGGAGGUGAUUGGCCGCAAGAACAACCUGGACAUCCACCAGUACGUCUUCAUCAACCACUAUUGCUACGAGAGGUUUGUGCACUGGUAUGCAAAAUUCUUUCCGUACCUGGUGGUGAUCCACACAAUGAUGUUCAUGGUAGCGAGCAGCUUUUGGUUCAAGUUUCCCGGGACUUCCUCUAAACUUGACCUCUUUGUCACCAUCCUGGGUAAGUGCUUCGACUCCCCCUGGACCACGAGGGCCUUGAGCGAAGUUUGCGAGGAACGAGGCGAGGAGAAACUGGUCAUUUUGAGGAGGACGACCAUGUCCAAAGAUCCAUCUGAGAAACGGACGGAUGAGGAGGAGACCACCUUGCUUCCUCCAGUUGGCUCUUCCAAAUCUAAUCCAGAAAAAAAAAGUCUGGAUUCUCAAUCUGCUCCGUCGGUGCUGGAUAAGAAGGAAGGAGAGCAGGCCAAAGCUCUGUUUGAGAAGGUGAAAAAGCUUAGAACUCAUGUGGAGGAGGCAGACAUCUUGUACAUUAUGUAUGUGCUGCAAACAUCCCUCAAGGUCUUCAAGUUCCUUUUGAUCAUCAUCUACACAGCAGCACUGUCUCCAAACAUUGAGAUUGUGGUUCGCUGCUUGGUUCCCCCUGAGCUGACAGGUUUUGACAUUUAUUGUUGUAACCACAACAAAGCUCAUCUUUUCUCGAAACUGGCCUAUUGCUACAUCUGCUUUGUGGGCGUCUAUGGCAUCUUGUGCAUCUAUACGCUCUACUGGCAGUUCCACCGCCCCCUGAGGGUGUAUUCCUUCGAGCAUGUCAGGCUAGAGACGGGCAUCAACGACAUACCGGAUGUAAAGAAUGACUUUGCCUUUCUUCUUCACCUGGUGGACCAAUACGAUGACCUAUACGCCAAAAGAUUUGCUUUCUUUCUGUCUGAGGUCAGUGAGAGUCGCCUCCAUCAGCUCAACCUCAACCAUGAAUGGACCACUAAAAAGCUGCGAGCCCGUCUCGCUAAAAACGCCAAUGACCAUCUGGAGCUCCACCUGUUAAUGUUGCCGGGACUUCCCGACACAGUCUACGAGCUGAUGGAAAUGCAGUCUCUCAAAUUGGAGCAAGUUAAAAGCAUUAUGAUCUCGCCCAGUGUGGCUAAGCUAGAGAAACUUCGGGAUUUGUCGCUGGUUUACUGCCAGGCGAAGCUCCAGCUGCCCGCCUUGAAACAUUUCAAAGAUCAACUGAAGGUCCUACGACUAUGGUUUGAAGGUUUGGAUGAGGUACCUGAGUGGAUGUACCACCUGCAAAGACUUGAGGAGUUGCAUCUGAAUGGCCCAUUAGCCACCCUGGACUCCCUUCGAAAUCUUACGGCCCUGAGGGUACUUACCAUGAACUCCAAUCUUACAAAAAUCCCAGCCAGCAUCUAUGAUGUCGCCCUGAACCUGCAGCAUUUGAGCAUCUACAAUGAAGGGAACAAGCUCCAAGCCUUCAGCAGCCUGAAGAAACUCACCAACUUGGUGUCCCUGGAGUUGGUGGGCUGCGAGCUGGAGCGCAUUCCAAGCGCCGUCUUUAGCUUGAGCAAUCUGCAGGAGUUGGACCUCAAAGAAAACAAGCUGACCACAGUAGAGGAGAUUCUGAGUCUGCAGCACUGCCAUCGACUGGUGACGCUGAGGUUGUGGCACAACAAGAUCACCUACAUUCCAGAUCACAUCAGUAAGCUAAACACCUUGGAGACUCUGGACAUCAGUUGGAAUAAACUCAAAAGGAUCCCCAGCCGGUUGUUCUACUGCACCAAGCUCAGGCACCUGGAUGUCUCCCACAACCAGAUCACCUCCAUCCCGGCUGAGGUGGGCAUCCUGCAGGGCCUGCAGUUCUUCUCUGCUGCUUUCAACUCGAUAGAGAUGCUACCUGAGGAGCUGUACUCUUGUAAAAGACUAAACACUCUGGCUCUUGGGAACAACUCCCUGCUCUUCCUGAGCUCCAAGAUCGCAAAUCUGCUCCAACUGGUCCGACUGGAGAUUAAAGGAAACCGCCUGGAUGCUCUGCCUGUGGAGAUAGCAAACUGCCCCUUGUUGACUUCUAAUGGGAUUGUAGCAGAGGACAACCUGCUGCAGGUGUUGCCUUUAGAGAUGCACAGAAGUCUGAGUAGUAUCUGACUUGGCCCCUCUUAAAAAGCUUCAUUGAUUUGUCUAGACCAGAUUUUUGGUCUGUUUACAACUACAGUUUGCAAAGUGGAACUCAAUUCAUUACAAACUUUUUUGUCCAUAGGAAAUAAUGCACAAACUGGAAUGUAGUAGAAAUGUAUAAAGGAAGCGAAUGGACUAGGGAUGUGCCAAUUGAUUAGCCACCGAUUGGUAUCAGACGAAUUUUGGGAAAAGUUUGUGAUCGGCCAUUGCCCAUUAAUGUCUUUUAAUGUGGAUCACAAACCCUCAGACCCUCUCUGGCUGGCAAGCGGCUAGCAACUAAUUCUGUUGGGGUUUUUUUAUAAACAUUGUGGAGCCACUCCCCGGAGUGAAUAGUAAUCCCUUCCUUUAUGGCAAGUAAACUGCAUUGCUUCGUAACUCAGUAAACAUGCCAAACAUGUUACACACUGAGUGAAUACCAGGAGCAGGCUUGCUAAUAGUUAAGCUAACCUAGCUUGAAACAACAAAACAAAUAAGUGCUUAAUAAAGUUUAAGAAGUGUAGAUAGAACCACAUCAAUGUAAGUGGAUAUCAACAUGUAGAUCGAUACAAGACUACAGAUGAUAAUAUAUACAAUCCAUAAAUUGGCGUUGUCGAUAUUAAGGGUAGUACCAGUAAUCAGGUCAAUAUUUUCAUUUUCUCAUAACAUAUUUUUGUGGUUUUUGUUAAUGUACACAUACUCGGAAUAAUUCCCUGGACACAGGAUGAGUUUGAGGGCAAAAACCAAAGGCAUUAAAUGAGUAGUAGAUAGUAGUUUUUGCUUUUUUGUGUAUCCCAGAGUAAAAGAUGUCCUUAGUGGACAUGCUCAGUCCCACUGAGAGAAGACUGAAUUGGCACACCCAUGAACACUUUUCUUACUGACUGCUUGUUAGCUCUUUUACUACCUCAGCUGCGUUCACUCAAACAAAGAGGUAAUUGUCCUUACGUAUCUUACUCUUAUUUUGAAAAGGCACAUUUAGCAAAAGUUGGCAGCUUAUCGCUUCCUGCUCUUUCAGAGCAUGUUGUGGUCUCAGAGAGAGACUGCGGUUGUCAGCCGAGUCGUGUUCUGACCUGCAUGAACGCUGUUGCAACACACCAGUUGCCAGACAUACCUCAACAUGGCCGUGCAGAAACACACCUGCACUAAUGCCCUAAACACGCCCCUUUCUUCGUCUGUGCACAAAUAAAAAGCCCGAGACGUCUGAUGUUAAAUUCUCAGACAUGUUUCUUUUCUUCGUGACUUUGACCGUACCACGCAGAGGUGGAAGAAGAGACUGAUUUGAAACGUUGCCUCGUUAGGGGAGGUUCUUCUUCUGCGUGUUACAAUGCUGUUCAAGUGCGAAACCUGCCGUUUGUUUUAUGAAGCAACAUCUUUGCAGAUGCAAGAACGCAAAUUAAAUAAAUCGUAGCAUGGUU